Molecule: messenger RNA, 1510 nt
Organism: Ziziphus jujuba (common jujube)
Lineage: Eukaryota; Viridiplantae; Streptophyta; Magnoliopsida; Rosales; Rhamnaceae
Product: protein DETOXIFICATION 16
Exons: 8
Coding region: 29-1495 (488 amino acids)
Biological process (GO): xenobiotic detoxification by transmembrane export across the plasma membrane
Cellular component (GO): membrane
Molecular function (GO): antiporter activity; xenobiotic transmembrane transporter activity
Source: RefSeq, a predicted model, not a curated record
CUCUCUUGUUCAUAAACUAAUUAAGACGAUGGAUAGAGAAAACCAGAAUCAAUUCGGAAGCUCCCCAUUGAUUAGUAUCUGUGAGGAAGAAUUUGAUGAAGCUGGAAGUGAGAGAAAGUGUGAAAAGAGUAUUACGAAAAAUGAAAUUCUUGAAGAAGUAAAAAAGCAGUUAUGUCUAGCAGGGCCAUUAAUGGCUGUGAGUCUAUUGCAGAAAUUUGUACAGGUCAUAUCUUUGAUGUUUGUUGGUCAUCUUGGUGAGCUAUCUCUCUCUGCAGCUUCCAUGGCCAAUUCCUUUGUAUCGAUGACCGGUUUCAGCUUGUUGGCAGGGAUGGCAAGUGCAUUGGACACAUUAUCAGGGCAGUCAUUUGGAGCAAAGCAAUAUCAUAUGCUAGGCAUACACAUGCAGAGAGCUAUGUUUGUUCUUUUACUCGUCAGCAUACCCCUUGCCAUAACCGUCGCAAAUACAAGAUCUAUUCUAAUUUUUGUGGGCCAAAAUGCAGAUAUAGCAGCAGAAGCUGGAAAAUUUGCACAUUUUUUGAUCCCGGGCAUUUUUGGCAAUGCAAUUCUUGCUUGCCAAAUAAGAUUUUUACGAACACAGAACAUAGUCGUGCCGAUGGUGCUUAUCGCCGGAUUCACCACUUUACUCCACAUUUUUACAUGUUGGUUUUUGCUGUUCAAGUCUGGACUUGGUAAUAGAGGAGCUGCUUUAGCAAAUUCAAUCUCCUAUUGGAUCAAUGUUAUAUUGUUGGCACUCUAUGUGAAAUUCUCUCCUUCAUGCUCAAGAACCUGGACUGGCUUUUCCAUGGAAGCCUUGCAAAACUGCUUCUCUUUUCUUGGACUUGCUAUUCCUUCAGCUUUCAUGACCUGCUUGGAGUUUUGGUCUUUUGAGCUGAUGGUUUUAUUAUCUGGUAUCCUUCCCAAUCCAGAAUUAGAAACCUCUGUGCUUUCUAUCAGCCUGAAUAUAUCUACAAUAGUUUGGAGGAUCCCAUCAGGCCUUGGUGGCGCUGUGAGUAUAAGGAUUUCAAAUGAACUAGGAGCAGGACAUCCAAGAGCAGCACGUUUAGCUGCUUAUGUAGUAACAAUGAUGGGAAUGAGUCAGGGUGUAGUUGUAGGUGUAGUGCUUAUAUUGACUCGCAAAGCCUUGGGUUAUGCUUAUAGCAGUGAGAUUGAAGUGGUCAAAUAUGUAGAGGCAUUGAUUCCCAUACUUGCCACAGCAAACUUUGUAGAUGGCAUCCAGUGUGGUCUAUCAGGCAUUGUUAGAGGUUGCGGUUGGCAGAGGAUUGGUGCUUUUGUUAAUCUGGGAUCCUAUUACCUGGUGGGAAUUCCAUCAGCCAUUUUGUUUGCAUUUGUCUUUCAUAUGGGAGGAAAGGGACUGUGGUUGGGGAUUAUAGGAGGACUUAUUGUUCAAGUCUCAUUUUUUGUUGCUGUUACCAUACGCACCAACUGGAAGCUACAAGCAAAGAAGGCUACAGAGAGAGUCUGCGAAGGAACUUGAUAACUCCUGCUUGAA